Motacilla alba alba is the source of this 2497-nucleotide messenger RNA. RefSeq lists its product as uncharacterized. The transcript has a single exon. Gene Ontology annotation, biological process: DNA integration. Lineage: Eukaryota; Metazoa; Chordata; Aves; Passeriformes; Motacillidae. The coding region runs from base 31 to 2007 and encodes 658 amino acids. Gene Ontology annotation, molecular function: nucleic acid binding; RNA-DNA hybrid ribonuclease activity. The record is from RefSeq and is a predicted model, not a curated record.
GCUUUCUUAGGUGCCAUAGGCUUUUGGAGAAUGCACGUUCCCGAGUACAGUCAGAUUGUGAGCCCUCUUUACCUGGUCACCCGGAAGAAGAACAAUUUCCACUGGGGCCCUGAGCAGCAACAAGCCUUUGUCCAGAUCAAGCAGGAGAUUGCUCAUGCAGUAGCCCUUGGCCCGGUCAGGACAGGACCAGAGGUGAGAAACAUGCUCUACUCUGCAGCCGGGAACCAUGGUCUGUCUUGGAGUCUUUGGCAGAAGGUGCCUGGGGAGACUCGGGGUCGACCACUGGGAUUUUGGAGUCGAAGCUACAGAGGGUCUGAAUCUAACUACACUCCAAUAGAGAAAGAGAUCUUGGCUGCCUAUGAAGGAGUCCAAGCUGCCUCAGAAGUGAUUGGUAUAGAAGCACAACUCCUCCUGGCACCCCGACUACCGGUGCUGGGAUGGAUGUUCAAAGGGAAGGUUCCUUCCACCCACCAUGCCACCAGUGCUACAUGGAGCAAGUGGAUUGCUCUUAUCACACAGCGCGCCCGUAUAGGUAAACUGAAUCGCCCUGGGAUUUUGGAGGUAAUUACAAAUUGGCCCGAAGGUGAAAGUUUUGGUGUCACAGACGAAGAACAAGAACCAGUGACACGGGCUGAAGAAGCUCCACCAUAUAACCAACUGCCCCCAGAGGAAACACGCUAUGCUCUUUUCACUGAUGGGUCCUGUCGCAUCGUUGGAAUGAAUCGGAAGUGGAAAGCAGCCGUAUGGAGCCCCACACGACAGGUUGCACAAGCUAUCGAAGGAGAAGGUGGAUCGAGCCAAUUUGCGGAACUCAAAGCUAUACAGCUGGCCCUGGACAUUGCUGAAAGAGAGAAGUGGCCAAAGCUCUACCUCUACACUGACUCAUGGAUGGUAGCCAAUGCUCUGUGGGGUUGGCUGGAAAGGUGGAAAAAGACUAAUUGGCAGCGUAGAGGGAAACCAAUUUGGGCUGCUGAAGAGUGGAAAGACAUCGCUACCAGGGUAGGGAGGCUACCUGUGAAGGUCCGCCAUGUGGAUGCCCAUGUCCCCAAGAGCAGAGCGAAUGAGGAGCACCAAAACAAUGAGCAGGUAGACCAGGCUUCAAAGAUAGGAGUGUCCAAGAUAGAUCUAGAUUGGGAACAUAAGGGAGAGUUAUUCCUAGCUCGAUGGGCCCAUGAUGCCUCAGGUCAUCAGGGUAGAGAUGCCACCUAUAAGUGGGCACGAGACCGAGGGGUGGAUUUAACCAUGGACAGUAUUUCACAGAUCAUCCAUGACUGUGAGACGUGUGCUGCCAUCAAACAGGCCAAGCGAGUGAAGCCCCUGUGGUAUGGUGGGCGGUGGUCCAAGUAUAAGUAUGGAGAGGCCUGGCAGAUUGACUACAUCACACUGCCCCAGACACGCCAAGGCAAGCGCUACGUGCUGACCAUGGUAGAAGCCACUACAGGAUGGUUGGAAACCUACCCUGUGUCUCAUGCUACAGCCCGUAACACCAUCCUGGGCCUUGAAAAGCAGGUCCUUUGGAGGCAUGGUACCCCUGAGAGGAUUGAGUCAGACAACGGGACUCAUUUCAAGAACAGCCUUGUCAACACCUGGGCCAGAGAACAUGGCAUUGAGUGGGUGUACCAUAUCCCCUACCAUGCACCAGCUGCAGGCAAAGUGGAGAGGUACAAUGGACUGUUAAAAACCCAGUUGAAAGCCUUGGGUGGGGGAUCUUUCAAAAAUUGGGAGCAGCAUUUAGCAAAGGCCACCUGGUUAGUUAACACCCGAGGUUCCACCAACCGAGCAGGUCCUGCCCAAUCCGAGUCCCUGAAUAUAACAGAUGGAGAUAAAGUCCCGGUGGUACAUGUCAGGGGUUUGUUAGGGAAGACCGUGUGGAUCAAUCCUGCCUCAAGUACAGACAAACCCAUUCGUGGGGUUGUCUUCGCUCAGGGACCAGGUUGCACAUGGUGGAUAAUGCAGAGAGAUGGAACAACACGAUGUGUACCUCAGGGAGAUCUGAUUGUGGGGUGAGAAUGAUAUGCAAAUAUUACUGUUUGUUGGAUGUUACUGCCAUUGUCUGUACAUUAAACCAUACAGACAUGAGAUAGAAAGAAAUGUGUAAGUGUGAAAGGUCUGAGCAAGUGAAAGAUGGAGAAGGAAAUGGGUAGGUGUUGAAGGUUUGAGCAAGUGAAAGAUGGAGUUUUGAGUGAGUAAAAUGAAAGUGGGGAAUCCUGCAGCUCUGUGGUAUGGGGCCUGGAUUCAGUGGUCCGGUGUGGGGAUGCGAUGAGGGCAUGAUGGGUAUAGCUUGUAAUUUUUGGGGGUAAUGGAUGAAAGUUUUACUUGAAUAAAAUGCAUGAUGUGUGGUAUGUUGAUGAUAUGGGGAUAAGGGGUGGAAUGUCCUAGGGUGACGUUAUGAUGCUUGUAUCCCCAUUUGUGUGUUCUGUUUAUGCUGGAUAUUAUGUUCUGUGCCUUCAAGACUGGCUCUGAAGAGUGAAUGUUUUGUUUUGGGUUUUGUUAUCAG